CGGGGAAAGAAAGAACAGCUAGUGCAGAGACACUGAGGCAGGAAUGACAGUGGCAUACACAAGAGCUGGAAGGAAGGCCAGCAUCUGGGACAUGACAAGUUAUGACAGCUUCUGCUGGCCGCAACUGCGCAUGCGUCCACGCCGGCGUGGGAGGAGGGAAUGGAAAUGAGGCUGGGCCCAGCAGCUAGCGAAGCUCCCGCCUCCUCUGCCCGCCCCGUCGCCCAGCGGUGCAGCUCCGUGGGUCCGAAGGCAGCGAGGCAGCGGCUGGGGCACCUGGAGCUGCCGAGGAGGGUGGGGCUCGGAGCCCCGCCCCAAAGGAGGGGCAAUCCCACAGGUCUCCCUUCUGUCCUCCACGGCCACAAUCCACACCGCGGAUGAAACUUACCAACAAGAAAGACGAGGUUGACGCGGCGUCAAUGGACUGAGACUGAGCCCAAAGCCUGGUUCCUGUGUCAGCAAGAUGCUGGAGCGAGGCGCGAAGUCCAAGGCUGAGGGCACAAAUCCUAGUCCUACUGGCAAGGAGCCCGUGACCAAAGGAGUUGAGAGCGACCCUGCCUCUCCCCACCAGGCCCCGCCGCAGAAGCCCAGCCAGUCUGCUCCAGGGCCCUCCAAGUCUGGGGGCACGCCCUCCCGGCCCCGCCGGCGGCCCCCACCCCAGCGCCCGCACCGCUGCCCUGACUGUGACAAGGCCUUCUCCUACCCGUCCAAGCUUGCCACACACCGGUUAGCGCACGGCGGCACCCGACCCCACCCGUGCCCCGACUGCCCCAAGGCCUUCUCCUACCCCUCUAAGCUGGCAGCCCACCGCCUCACACACAGUGGUGCCCGCCCACACCCCUGCCCGCACUGCCCAAAGGCCUUUGGCCACCGCUCCAAGCUGGCAGCCCACCUCUGGACCCACGCUCCCACCCGUCCCUACCCGUGCCCUGAUUGCUCCAAGUCCUUCUGCUACCCCUCCAAACUGGCCGCCCACCGCCACACGCACCAUGCCAAUGACGCCCGCCCCUAUCCUUGCCCACACUGCCCCAAGGCCUUCUCAUUUCCCUCCAAGCUGGCUGCCCAUCGCCUAUGUCACGACCCCCCCACUGCACCAGGCAGCCCAGCCACUGGCCAACACCGAUGCUCCAACUGUGGCCAGGCCUUUGGCCAGAGACGCCUCCUGCUCGUUCAUCAACGCAGCCACCACCAGGCAGAGGGCCAGGGGGAGAGAGACUGAGCUCUCCCUUUGGUUCACAGGCGGCCCCUUCCAGCCAGCUCCGGUCAAUAAAAAGGUGGGAUUUCUAA
Molecule: messenger RNA, 1284 nt
Organism: Marmota monax (woodchuck)
Lineage: Eukaryota; Metazoa; Chordata; Mammalia; Rodentia; Sciuridae
Gene: Znf575
Product: zinc finger protein 575
Exons: 5
Coding region: 461-1216 (251 amino acids)
Biological process (GO): regulation of transcription by RNA polymerase II
Cellular component (GO): nucleus
Molecular function (GO): RNA polymerase II transcription regulatory region sequence-specific DNA binding; DNA-binding transcription factor activity, RNA polymerase II-specific
Source: RefSeq, a predicted model, not a curated record